Aspergillus udagawae is the source of this 312-nucleotide messenger RNA. RefSeq lists its product as uncharacterized. The coding region runs from base 1 to 312 and encodes 103 amino acids. The record is from RefSeq and is a predicted model, not a curated record. Lineage: Eukaryota; Fungi; Ascomycota; Eurotiomycetes; Eurotiales; Aspergillaceae. The transcript has a single exon.
AUGCGUUCCACCAACAUACUCGCUACCAUCCCGCUGAGCGCCACCCUAGUCUCCGCUCAGUGCAACAACCGCAGCUCAUGUUCCAUGGGCAACGAUGGGGACUGCUUCCGGGAUUGCUUGAACCAGGGUUUUCAGGGCGGCCGGUGCUGCCAAAACAUUGGCUGUCCAGGGACACCAGCUGCGAUUGCUACUGAAACACCGAAGCGCAGUGAUGAGGUGAUUGACGGCAAUGAGCCCUUGCGUGAGCUCCUGAUUAACAUGGGUCGCAAUGAUGCUUUAAAGAAGUUGGAUGCUAGAACGUUUUCAGAUUAG